Messenger RNA from Caenorhabditis sp. 36 PRJEB53466, 2798 nucleotides. The record is from the annotation of a GenBank genome assembly. NCBI's taxonomy places the organism in Eukaryota, Metazoa, Nematoda, Chromadorea, Rhabditida, Rhabditidae.
AUGGGAAUAACGUGUUCGACGCCGGAAGCGCAGGAGCAAAAACGAGUAAACGCGGUGAUUGAUCGGCAAUUGAAAAAAGACGAGGACAACGAGAGCGGCAAUCAGAAACUGCUCUUGUUGGGCACCGGAGAGUGCGGAAAAUCGACAAUUUUGAAGCAAAUCAAGUGAGCUUCAGAAACAAUUUUCUUUGGCUAUUCGGCACUGCAAUCGCGCACGCAGUUUAAGCGCGAAAACUUCAAACGGAUAAAUCUAAAUUGCGGCUUGACCAAUUGUUACGCUCGCAUCACGGUCUUCCACGGCGCGAAUGAUUUCAAUGGGGCGCACUUGCAACAGGCGAGCUGUGUCGAUUUACGCGGCAGCCGAUUAAUUAAUUUUCAACGGGAGUUCGCGUUCUUUCCAUGUUUUCUGCACAAUACACCUAUUUUUUCGUACGCCUGGAACCUGGAUUCGAAUAGUUAGAGCACUAGCUACGUUUUGGUAACAGAAAUCUCGCAUAUCGUUGAGAAUUAGCCGAGUUAUUUCGAUUUGAAGGUUUUGGCCUGGAUUUUGAUGUUUUUCGAAUAGUUUUCGAAAACUGCUCAAGAAAACUAACCGCCGGAACCUGAAUUUUGUGAAGAAAGAUUCAGCGAACAUUUUUAUCGUUCGUUGGGCUCAUGAAAUGCAAAAUGAGCUGAAAUAUAAAGGUUUGAAGUUUUGACGAAAUGCGAAAAAGACGCUAAAAACAUGAACAACUCUAAAUUCUGUAAAGAACGGUUUCCAAUCAGUAAAAUAUUGUUUUCUAGACGUUUUUCAAGUAAAAAAAAAAGAAAUAAGGGUCGUAAACUCGAAUUGAACUGCAUUUUUAGACCUGCAAAUUUUCAAAAGUUACAACGACACUCCGCAAUUUACGAGCGCACUGUGUUUAGCAUUAGCGCCCUGGGAGACCGUGGCAAAUGAGAAACUUUCGUGGCUAAUUUGGCGGGGCUCUCUGAAUUCGACGAAAAUCUUGAAAAAUUGCAGUAUACUCCACAACAGCGGCUACACAAAAUCCGACUUGCAAAGUAUGACGGGUGCCGUGUUCAGCAAUAUAAUUCAAGGAAUGGCCACUCUUUUGCGGGCCAGAGAGCACUUCAUGUACAAAUUGCAGUUCGACGCGAUCGAGGUGAGAGGAUGAGACGUUUUCACGUGUAGAAAACUGUAAAGCGAGACAUUUUCUAAAAAAUAACAAAUUCUUAUCAGAGUUGAGCAGAAGAACACGGAAGAAUUUUUAUCUUUUUUAGAAAAUUUUUUCAUGGAAUGUGAUCAACUGACGAAAUGUAUACCAAAGUGAACUCUGCUCAUAGAAAAAUAAUUGUAAAUUUAGCUUUUCAUACAAAAAAGUUAUUCGAGUACGGAAGACGGAAGGGCAUUUUCACGGAACAACUCGAAUAACUUUUUUGUAUGAAAAGCCAAAUUUACGAAUUAUUUUUCUACGUGCACAGUUCACUUUGCUAUACAUUUCGCCAGUUGAUCACAUUGCAUGAAAAAAUUUUCUAAAAAAGAUAAAAAUUCUUCCGCGUUCUUCCGUUGAGUUCUUCCGCUCAACUCUGAUUCUUAUUAUAAACAGGAAGACUCGCAGCACAUAAUCGCGUUGGCGGACAGUUGCAAAGUGGAACUUCCGUUCGUGCCGCUCACUUUCAACGCGUUGAUCCGGUUGUGGGGCGACGACGCUGUGCAGAGGACCUACGAGCGGAGGGCCGAGUUCCAGAUGAUGGACUCGCUUGUUUAGUACGUUUCUCGAUUGAUUUUCUAAAACAAUUCGCGUUCUCAGUUUCAUGGCCAAUCUGGAACGGAUAAAUAAGCCGGAUUACAUUCCGACGGUCGACGAUAUGCUCCGAGUGAGAACGCCCACGAUCGGAGUGGUUCAGACGACCAUCUCGAUCAAAGGCACCAUGUUUAGGUGGGUGCUUCUAAAAAUGGGUCUUGCCACGAAAAUGUCAAUUUUUCAGAAUAUACGACGUGGGCGGGCAACGAUCGGAACGUCGGAAAUGGAUUCAUUUGUUUGACAAUGUGAAUGCGACAAUAUUCAUUUCGGCCAUAAAUGAGUUUAACCAAAAACUGAACGAAGAUCGGGAACAGGUAAUCCAUACAGGCCUGUUGUUUUGACUCACUUGCAAGGAUCCGAUCGGGCCCAAACUUUGCAGGCUUUGUGGACUUGGACUGAAGCAUCUUGGAUCCAAGUUUCAGACCGAUCCAAUUAACUAGACCCGAGAUAUACUACAGUCCAAGUCCAAAAAGGCUGCAAGGUUCGGGCCCGAUCGGAUCCUUGCAAAUGGGUCAAAGGAACAGGCCUCAAAAAGCCUAAGGCGGCCUCUCGCCCUGUCCUGAUUCAAAAAAAAUAAUUACAGAACCGAAUGAAAGAGUCGAUCAAGUUGUUCGAGCAGAUUUGCAACUCGAAAUGGUUCAUACAGGCCGCAAUGAUUCUUUUUUUGAACAAACGGGAUUUAUUCGAGGAAAAAUUGAAAACCACCAGUAUUACGGUGCUUUUUUCCACUUAUCUAGGUGAGCACGCACUUUUCGAGCUUCAGGAAUAGGUUUGGGCAAAAAAUACCGAUUUUAUUGAUUUUUUCAUUGUUUUCCUAUUUUCAGGAUCAAAUGAAUACGAGGAAAGCGUGGCGUACAUCCAGAUGCGCUUCGAACGACUGAACAAACACUCGGAGACGAAGAAGAUCUACACGCACAUCACGUGCGCCACGGACACAAAUCAGAUACAAUUGGUCAUCGAUUCUGUUAUUGAUAUGGUUAUUGGCAGGAAUUUGAGAGGCACCGGCAUGGAAUAA